Messenger RNA from Colletotrichum higginsianum IMI 349063, 447 nucleotides. Its product is annotated as Glutathione-dependent formaldehyde-activating enzyme. Gene Ontology annotation, molecular function: carbon-sulfur lyase activity. NCBI's taxonomy places the organism in Eukaryota, Fungi, Ascomycota, Sordariomycetes, Glomerellales, Glomerellaceae. The coding region runs from base 1 to 447 and encodes 148 amino acids. The transcript is spliced from 3 exons. The record is from RefSeq and is a predicted model, not a curated record.
AUGUCGGCCGAAGAAGAGGCCCCGAAGCCAUCCAAGACGUACGAUGGGAGCUGCCACUGCGGCAACAUCAAGUUCUCGCUGACGCUCUCGCCGCCGCUGGAGGAGGGAUACAAGGUCCUAAACUGCAACUGCUCCAUCUGCCGACGCAGCGGCUAUCUCCUCAUUUACCCCGAAAAGAAGGACGUCACUUGGCACGACGGCUCCCGCGAGCGGUGUGUCAACUACCGCUUCAACACCAAGACCAAGGACCAGAUGUUCUGCGGCGGCUGCGGGUCGAGCCUGGGUAUCGACUUUCUGGAAGACACGUGUUACGGCAUCAGCGCACGUGCGCUGGAUGGCAUCGAUCUUGAUACGCUAACGUACAGGAAGCUGGAUGGCGUCAACAAGGUGUCGCCAGCGCAGGACCUGUCGGGAACCGAAACCAAGAAAGCUAGCACUCAGGCCUAG